This is a messenger RNA of Columba livia (rock pigeon), 2806 nucleotides long. It is a transcript of the gene NAB2, whose product is annotated as NGFI-A binding protein 2. The transcript has 7 exons. Gene Ontology annotation, cellular component: nucleus. The coding region runs from base 175 to 1587 and encodes 470 amino acids. Gene Ontology annotation, biological process: negative regulation of DNA-templated transcription. The record is from RefSeq and is a predicted model, not a curated record. Gene Ontology annotation, molecular function: transcription factor binding; transcription coregulator activity. NCBI's taxonomy places the organism in Eukaryota, Metazoa, Chordata, Aves, Columbiformes, Columbidae.
GAAGCGGCGCGGCGCGGCGGAGCGAGUGCGCCCGGCCCGUCCGCGGGACCCCCCGAGCCCCGGGACCCCCAGGACCCCCGGAGCGCCGUCCCCGGAGCCCCCGCCACCCCCCUCCCCGGCGGCCGCGCACGGGGCGGGUGCAGCGGCCGGAGCGGCGCCAGCCGGCGGCUCGCCAUGGCCCUGCCCCGCACGCUGGGGGAGCUGCAGCUGUACCGGGUGCUGCAGCGCGCCAACCUGCUGGGCUACUACGAGACCUUCAUCCAGCAAGGGGGGGACGACGUGCAGCAGCUCUGCGAGGCGGGCGAGGAGGAGUUCCUGGAGAUCAUGGCGCUGGUGGGCAUGGCCACCAAGCCCCUGCACGUCCGCCGCCUCCAGAAGGCCCUGCGCGAGUGGGCCUCCAACCCGGGGCUCUUCAGCCAGCCUGUCUCGGCCGUCCCUGUCAGCAGCAUCCCCCUCUUCAAGCUCUCUGAGGCCGGCGGGCGCAAGGCGCUCAGCAAUGGGCACACCAGCCCCAGCGACGCCAUGGGCAAGGGGGGCAGCAGCACCGGGACGCCCCCGGCCCGCAGCCCCACGGAGCCAGGGGAGAAGCUGUCGCCGUCGGCAGCCCCACCGUGGCCGGGGAGGAGCACCCCCGAGUCGGAGGGCGGUGGGGAUGAGGAGCCAGGGGGUCCCCCCUUCUCCCCGGGUGGGCUCGGGAGCGAGCAGCCAGCGGGCACGGAGGUGCUGGAGCCGGAGCUGGUGCGGACGGUGGCAGAGAGCGUGGAGCGGCUGCUGCAGAGCUGCCCCCGGGGCGGUGAGGCCGAGCUGCGGGCGCUGAUGAAGCUCAACAAGAAGCUGGCCAAGGCCGUGGGGCACAUCUUCCAGCUGGAGGAUGGUGACCGGCACAAGGAGGAGGAGAUCCGCCGGCACAGCGCGAUCUACGGCCGCGGCGAGGCCCGGCGCCGCGAGGGCAAGCAGCUCACCCUGCACGAGCUCAUCAUCAACGAGGCAGCCGCCCAGUUCUGCCUGCGGGACAACUCGCUGCUGCUGCGGCGCGUCGAGCUGUUCUCGCUCUCGCGGCAGGUUGCGCGGGAGAUCACCUACCUGUCCUCGCUCAAGGUCACCAGGGCGCAUCCCGAGGAGAGCGGAGCCACCGCGGCCAAGCGGCUCAAGCAGGAGGUGGGUGAGCAGAGCCGCCCGGAGCUGCUGGCGCUGCCGGGGGCGCCGGAGCCCCCCGGGGCUGCGUACCGGGCCAGCCUGGAGGAGGACGCGGGCAGCCUGUCCGGGGAGAGCCUCGAUGGGCACCUGCAGGCGGCUGGGCCGUGUCCCCGGCUGACGCCGCCGCCCAGCGCGGCCCCCGACGUGGCGCUGGGCCUCCCCCCCCACGGGCUGUGGAGCCGCCACAUCCUGCAGCAGACGCUGAUGGACGAGGGGCUGCGGCUGGCGCGGCUCGUGUCCCACGAGCGCGUGGGGCGGCUCAGCCCCUGCCUGCCCGGGAAGCCCCCGGCGCCCGAGUUUGAGGACGGCUUGGCGGAACGGGGCCCGCCGGCCCCCCCGGACCCCCCCCGCGGCACCAUCAAGGUGGAGCAGGAGACCAGCCGGCAGUGAGGCCCCCCAGCCCCCCCGCCACCAUUAACGAAGCAAUAACGUGCUGGGGGACGGGUGCCGGUGGCGUGGCAGCGGCGCUCUGGGCAUGGGGAGCCAGCGGGGGCUCGGCCACAGCCCCCCCGGUCCCGGCCCCUCCUGCACCGACGCUCUGGUUACCUCAGCCGCGGUGGGACGCGCUCCCCCCGCAGCAGCAAUACCCUCGUCCCCACCGGGGCUGGGGAGCCCUCGAUGGACUCGAACCCGCUGUACAGACCCCCCCGGCUCACCCCUCCUUACCGUCCCCCCCCCCCCCCACGGGUGUCCCCAGGCCGGCGUCCCCCGGCUCCGUCACCGUGCGCGGGAGCCACGUGCGGCACCGCGUGCUCCAGCACCGCCGCCCACGCCGGGCACACGGUGCCGCGCACGCCCCCCCCGCAGCGCCCACGCGUCAGCGGUCCCCCCCCCCACCCCAGCGGCACCGCGGCGUUUCUGCUGUAAAUACCCCCCCCCCCCCCCAACCGCAGCAACCACCGCUCAGCGCCAGCAACUGCGCACCCCCCGCACGCACCCCCCCGCCUGCCCCCCGGUACCCGUGUGCAUGGGCCCUGUGCCGUGGGGUGUCACACGUGCCGUGGGGUGUCACAAAUACGUUUCCCUCCCCCGGCACGACGCAGGUGGCGUUUGACGGGCAUUGGGGUGGUGCUGCCCCCCCAAACCCCUUAGGGUCCAUCCCACACCGCCCCCCAACACCGCCCCCCCCUUUCUGUGAGCCAUUCCCAGCCCUGGGGUGUCCCCCCGCCCCCCAACUUAGGACUGUGUGGUGUCUUUUUAGAGCAUUAGCGACUCUUCCUUUGUAACGUGUACAGUAGAUUAUUUAUUUUGUUAUUUUGGAAUAAAACUUUAUUUUAUGGCUUAUCUUCCUGCUCCCAGGCUCCCCCUCCCAGGCGAUGGGUCCAGCGCCCCCCCCCCACCCCGGCCCCGGAGCUGUGGGGGGGGGUCCCAGUGUCCCCCAGGCCGGGGGGGCCCCGUCACGCGCCGCGCUGGCGCGUCCGCCCCGGCGUGGUUCCCGCUGCCGCCUCCCGCCCUCGCCACUGACUCACGGCGGCCCCCGCGGCGCUGAGCCCGGCGGCGUGGGCUGGGGGCAGCGGGGGGGCAGCGGGGGGGCCGCACCUGCACCCCCUCCUCACCGCGGAGCGCAUACGUGGGGGACGGCAGGGUGUUAUCCGGGGUGCUGUUCCCC